Messenger RNA from Aspergillus oryzae RIB40, 510 nucleotides. RefSeq lists its product as uncharacterized. The coding region runs from base 1 to 510 and encodes 169 amino acids. The transcript has a single exon. Lineage: Eukaryota; Fungi; Ascomycota; Eurotiomycetes; Eurotiales; Aspergillaceae. The record is from RefSeq and is a predicted model, not a curated record.
AUGCUGUUCUUCACCGUCUUUACCUUCUUUUUGACAUUGCUCUCCACUGUCCUCAGUCAACCAAUCGAUGACAUUUUACCUCGCAGCCUCGGAGCCGUCAAGAUUGUCAACAGUCUACCCGCCCCAAUUUAUGCCUGGUCAGUGGCCGAUAAAGAAGGCAGCAUGCAUACGCUUUCUGCUGGGGGUGGUACGUACGAGGAAGUAUGGCGUGUGAAUCCAAAGGACAGCCGCAUUUCCAUCAAAGUCUCAACAAAGCCUGACCUAAAAGCAAACGAUGUCAUACAAUUCGAGUAUGAAAUGAACGGCGACAAAGUCGAUUGGGAUGUCUCAUGUGCUGACCUCCAACUACCCUCUGAAUUUACCACGCGUGGCUUUUCUGUUCAGCCCUCAUCCAAAGACUGCCCCUCCAUCAGAUGCGCCCCCGGCGAUGAGCACUGUUCUCAAGUUCAUCCUUGGUCAGAAGCAACUCAUAGCUGCCUUCUAGUUACGUCCUUGACAUUCAAGCUUUGA